AUGCACAUCAUAUUCGAUCCCGACGAAACGAAACCGAAAUUCACUUGGCUCCCCUCCAGGCUGCUCGACAAGGACGAAGAAGAUGGACCAGAUCACCAGACGCUUGAUUACAAGAAAAUCAUUGGCGAGGAUACCUUACAGAAGGAUAUGCCUAUGCAAUACAACCCGAGGCUGAAAAGGUCCGUUCCGAACACCAUAUGCGUCGUAUGGCGCGACACGUUCUUGGAAGAUGGCUCUCGGCCAAACAAAAGCAUAGCGUCAAUCACUACCACACAACCCGGAACGUAUCAUGAUUGGAGGGGCCCUAUCGUCGUCUAUGCCAGAGCGGGUAAAGGUCUUGAUCCACCAGCUUGCAAGGACCUUGACAUGAUUGACUUCAGACAUGUCACCGACUAUUUCUUGUCGUGUGGAUACAUUCCUCCCAAUAAUGAGGCGAAAGUGGAGCGUGUAAAGGGCGUAAGGAUCAACUGUCUGGGCGACGUGAAGAUGCUCAAGAGACCACCCUUCGAAGUCAUCGAACUCCCAACCACCGAUCCCAUCUUCACCAAGCAUGAUACUUCCGACAUAGCCGACCGAAUUGGCAUACCCAUCCUGACGCGUCGCUGCCCGCCAGAUCCGAAGUGGGCCAACAAAAGCGAAGACAAAAUGUUCGAACACAGCAGUCCUACAAACAACCAAAACGCGACCUUCCUUCACCAGUGUCUAGAUCCUAACGCCGAAUUCGAUUUCAGCACCGGAUCUAUGGGCUGGGGAUGGUGUUCUAUGCCGUGGCAGAAUGAUGUAGGAAGUGCGAUUGUUGUGCGCAAGGACAGGAAGCCACUUCUUCCACUACAGAUGGAGGCACUGGCGAAGUGGUGUAAAGAGGAGGUUCGACCGAUCUUGGCUCAUUCUAUUGGAGAGUUCACGCCGGAAGAGCCGAUUAGCAAAGAGGAUGUUUUGACGAUUGUUUGUCGGCCGAUGUUUGUGGUCUACUGGAGCAGGUUCACGGGUGAGAGGAAGGAUUAUGAGACACCUAGUCUGUAUGGUGACAGUAUCGUGUGA
This is a messenger RNA of Alternaria metachromatica, 1041 nucleotides long. RefSeq lists its product as uncharacterized. The record is from RefSeq and is a predicted model, not a curated record. The coding region runs from base 1 to 1041 and encodes 346 amino acids. The transcript has 2 exons. Lineage: Eukaryota; Fungi; Ascomycota; Dothideomycetes; Pleosporales; Pleosporaceae.